UCCCUUCUCUAUUACGUCUUUGCUGCUCGGCUUCAUUCCUUCGCAUGAGUGUCCGUUCUUCGGCUCUUCGUCGCUGUUUGACUUCGCUCCUUCGACGACGUUCGCUUCCUGUUGGAUUGGAAGUGUCGAAAUUUUGAUCGGAAGCAACGACGGGAGCUCGCUCGCUGUGAAGGUAACUUUCUCCCUUUCGCGCGCUUCGUCGGCCAAAUCCCGUAAAUCCGCCGAACCGAAGGAUUUAGUAAAUCCGGGACUUACCACGGAAAGGGGGUGUUUUUCCGUCAACUGCGGCUUCCAUUUACCGUGAGAUUUUGCGGUUUUAGCUGUUUGGCGCGAUUUAGCUCAAAUCCGGCCUAAAUCCUGCAGCCAAACAGCCCCGAAAAGCUCGAGAAUGGCGCCGGUUGGAGACGAGGAUCCGGAAAGAAAGAUGAAGAAGGAGCAAAAGGCAAAACUAAAAGAAGAAAAGAAGCUCAAGGCUGCACAGAAGGCUGAGGCUACCAAACUCCAGAAGGCAAAUGAUGGGCCAAAGAAAGUUGAAAGAAAAAAUCGAAAAAAAGAUGCUGAAGAAGAGAAUCCUGAGGAUUUUGUUGAACCUGCAACUCCUGCUGGAGCCAAGAAACUUCUAUCUCGUCAGAUGGCAAAGCAGUAUAAUCCUAGUGCUGUUGAGAAAUUGUGGUAUGCGUGGUGGGAAACAUCAGGUUUCUUUAUUGCAGAUGCAAAAAGUUCAAAACCCCCCUUUGUGAUAGUUCUGCCACCUCCAAAUGUGACUGGGGCCCUUCACAUAGGUCAUGGACUUACUGCUUCUAUACAGGACUUGAUUAUCAGGUGGAGAAGAAUGUCAGGUUAUAAUGCUUUGUGGGUUCCUGGAAUGGAUCAUGCUGGAAUAGCUACCCAGGUAAUUGUCGAAAAGAAGCUCAUGAGGGAAAGUAAAGUGACUAGGCAUGACUUGGGACGUGAGAAGUUUGUGUCCGAAGUUUGGAAAUGGAAAAGUGAGUAUGGAGGUACCAUACUGAAUCAAGAGCGUCGCCUUGGUGCUUCUCUUGACUGGUCCCGUGAGUGUUUUACAAUGGAUGAGAGGAGAUCAAUGGCAGUCACUGAAGCUUUUGUAAAGCUAUACAGAGAAGGUCUAAUUUAUAGAGAUUAUCGCCUUGUGAAUUGGGAUUGUACAUUGCGAACUGCUAUAUCUGAUAUUGAGGUUGACCACAAGGAAAUUAAGGAGGAGACUUUCCUAAAGGUUCCUGGGUAUGACUUUCCAGUUCAAUUCGGGGUGUUGACAUCCUUUGCUUAUCCACUCGAGGGAGGCUUGGGGGAGAUAAUUGUCGCCACGACCAGGAUAGAAACUAUGCUUGGUGAUACUGCUAUUGCUGUUCAUUCUAAAGAUGAGAGAUAUAAGCAUUUACAUGGAAAAUUUGCCGUCCAUCCAUUCAAUGGGAGAAAGAUUCCCAUAGUUUGUGAUGAUAUCCUAGUUGAUCCUAAUUUUGGGACUGGGGCUGUGAAGAUUACACCAGCUCAUGAUCCUAAUGAUUUUGAAGUUGGAAAGCGCCAUAAUCUUGAGUUUAUCAAUAUAUUCACUGAUGAUGGGAAGAUUAACAUCAAUGGUGGAGCUGAAUUUGAAGGGAUGACAAGAUUUAAAGCCCGGGUUGCCUUGAUUGAUGCUUUGAAGGAAAAGGGCCUUUACAAAGGAGCACAGAAGAAUGAGAUGAACCUUGGUUUUUGUUCUAGAAGUAAUGAUGUUGUUGAACCUAUGAUAAAGCCUCAAUGGUUUGUUAAUUGCAAUACUAUGGCAAAGGUUGCCCUUGAUGCUGUUAUUGACAAAGAGAACAAGAAAAUUGAGAUCAUUCCAGAACAAUAUGAACAAGAUUGGAAGAGAUGGCUAGAAAAUAUACGGGACUGGUGCAUUUCAAGACAACUAUGGUGGGGUCACCGCAUCCCUGCCUGGUAUGUGACCCUAGAAGAUGACCAACUCAAAGAUUUUGGCACUUACAAUGACCAUUGGGUGGUUGGAAGAAAUGAAGAGGAAGCCAAUCUUGAGGCAAAGAGGAUAUUCUCAGGGAAGAAAUUUAAGAUUGCUCAAGAUCCUGAUGUGCUGGACACAUGGUUUUCUUCUGGUAUUUUUCCCUUAACUGUGCUUGGUUGGCCAGAUGAUACUGAGGAUUUCAGAGCUUUUUACCCAACUUCUGUUCUUGAAACUGGACAUGACAUCCUCUUCUUUUGGGUGGCUCGGAUGGUGAUGCUGGGUAUGAAACUUGGUGGUGAUGUUCCUUUUAGAAAGGUUUAUUUGCAUCCAAUGAUACGUGAUGCACAUGGGCGCAAAAUGUCCAAGUCCUUGGGCAAUGUUAUUGAUCCACUUGAAGUGAUAAAUGGAAUAUCACUUGAAGGGCUUCACAAACGUUUGGAAGAAGGUAACUUAGACCCAAAUGAACUAAUCAUUGCAAAACAAGGGCAGGUGAAGGACUUUCCAAAUGGUAUUGCUGAAUGUGGUGCAGAUGCCCUUCGGUUUGCUCUCAUAUCUUACACAGCACAGUCAGACAAGAUAAACCUGGAUGUUCUUAGGGUUGUGGGAUACCGACAGUGGUGCAAUAAGCUAUGGAAUGCUAUAAGGUUUGCUAUGAGCAAAUUAGGGGAUAACUAUUCUCCUUCUCCAAAUCUUGUGGUGGAUAAAAUGCCAUCCAUCUGCAAGUGGAUUCUUUCUGUUCUGAAUAAAGCUAUAAAUAAGACUGUAUCAUCUCUUGAAACUUAUAAAUUUUCGGAGGCAUCUACUGCUGUAUACUCGUGGUGGCAAUUCCAGCUUUGUGAUGUAUUUAUUGAAGCUAUCAAGCCUUACUUUUUCUCUGAUUCCACUUAUGUAUCUGAAAGGGAAGCCUCUAGAGAUACCUUAUGGAUAUGUUUAGACUAUGGCUUGCGACUGCUCCAUCCCUUUAUGCCCUUUGUUACUGAGGAAUUGUGGCAGAGACUUCCCCAAGCACGAGAAGUCCAUGGAAAGGAAUCAAUUAUGAUAUCAGAUUAUCCAUCAGUGGUGGAGUCAUGGACUAGUGAACAAAUAGAGAGCCAUAUGGAUAUUGUUCUUAGUAUAGUGAGAAAGAUACGGUCACUCCGAUUACCAACUGACAAAAAUGAGAGACGUGCAGCAUUUGCACUUUGCAGAGGAGAUGAUGUCGCUUCAAUUAUUAAAGCUUAUGAGUUUGAGAUACUAACACUUGCUUCCCUAUCAUCGUUAAAGGUUCUAUGGGAGAAUGAUGUGCCACCACCCGGCUGUGCAGUUGAUGUGGUAAAUGAAAAACUCUCUGUGUAUUUGCAGCUCCAAGGGAUACUUGAUCCUGAAGCUGAACGGCAAAAGCUUAGGAAAAAAAGAGAGGAAAUACAAAAGCUGCAGACAAACCUGGAGCAGGUGAUGAGUUCUGCAGGUUACAAGAAGGCUCCUCAAAGUGUCCAAGAUGAGGAUUUGAGGAGACUAAACACAUAUUUGGAAGAACUUAAGAUUAUUGCUGCUGCCGAUAAAGAUCUAGAUGAAAUGGUAAUUGCUGAUAAAUGAUUUAUAUCAGGGUUCUCAUUUUCCAUCAUCUGAUAGUCCCUUAAAUUAUCCUUUCCUCAUUCAAUGUCAUAUUUAUUUUUGUUAUUUAAAUUUUGAAGGGAAUGGAGAGAGAUUUUAAUCCAUUGUACUUUUGUAGCAACAUUUUAUGUUAUAUGUUCUUAAAUUCUAUUAAAUCAAUUCCAUUGGCUUGAACA
This is a messenger RNA of Dendrobium catenatum, 3723 nucleotides long. RefSeq names its product valine--tRNA ligase, mitochondrial 1. Gene Ontology annotation, biological process: valyl-tRNA aminoacylation. The transcript has 21 exons. The record is from RefSeq and is a predicted model, not a curated record. Bases 389 to 3529 code for a protein of 1046 amino acids. Lineage: Eukaryota; Viridiplantae; Streptophyta; Magnoliopsida; Asparagales; Orchidaceae. Gene Ontology annotation, molecular function: aminoacyl-tRNA deacylase activity; valine-tRNA ligase activity; ATP binding. Gene Ontology annotation, cellular component: cytosol.